GAACUCACUUCUGGAAUGCACAGGAAUCUUAUUUUUCGUACGAUGGCUCACAAAAUUCUCCUCCUGAAAUCACGCACGACAUAAGCUUUCGCACGGGUGUCACUCAAAGAGGGAUUGAAACUUACACACCACGAUUAAUGAUUUACGAUCUAAAAGGCGGCUUUGGUUCGAUCAAGAAGAUGAACAAGUUAUAUGAGGAGGUCACAGAAAAUGAUCAAGAUCAACUAUGGGAUUGGAAAUCUGAAAUUCAUUCCCAGAUUUCAUAUCCAAAAAACGAAUUCUUGAAUAGCUUAGAAGAAGAGGAAGAAAGGCCUUUUACUUCCGGAUCCACAGAUCACAUGGAUAUAGAUUUCGAAGAAAGAAAUUUUAACUUGGACCAAACUGUAAAGACUUGGUCCGAUUUCAAUAGAAUAUAUUAUCAUCCGAAAAGUAUCAAUACCAUCUCAGAGUUUACAUUGGAUGAUGACCUUUUUCGUUUUGACGUAUUUACGUACGGAAAGAACGCGUUUUUAAGAAAUCAAAGUGAGGAAGAUUCUUUUGAAGAGAAUUUUAGGUUUUUUGCAGAAGAGUGUGAUGCAAUACAAGGAUUUCAAAUAUUAACCGACGUUACUAAUGGAUUUGGUGGAUUUGCAUGUGGCUUCCUCGAACAACUGCGCGAAGAAUACCCGAAGAGUGCGGUUUUGAGCUUUGGAAUUACUGAAACCCAAAAAUUGGCAUCGCCUGGACAAGAGAGCUAUACGAAACAGAUGAUUAAUUCCUCGCUUAGUACAUUGCAAUUGACGGAGAUGUCUUCGUUGUUUAUUCCUUUGAACACCUCCCCAUCAUAUGGAACAAUGCUUAAGUUCAUACAACCAAAUUUCAGUCUUCCGUAUCACUCCAGUAGUAUUAUCUCUGCUGCGAUCGAAACAGCCACCCUACCUUUCAGGUCGAGACGCGGUUUUACGCAUAUGAGCAAUCUUAUAGACCGAUUAUUAUGGCGAGGAAACACAAAGAUUGGAACUCUUGGUCUUACAUUUCCUUUCCCUCUUGGAGAACUUGGAAACUUAUAUUACCCAAGUGAUAACAACGCUAUUGAUUUAUCGUUGCCGCAAAAUCAUGAGCAAAACUUCUCGACAACGUAUGGACAGUCCAUUGUGAUCCGGGGAAUACCGGACGAGCUCCGUUUAUCUCCAAAAUUUUCCGAUGUCACUUCAGACAUAUUUCAACGGUUUCAAUUUUCGGAAAGUGGAG
This is a messenger RNA of Acaulospora morrowiae, 1230 nucleotides long. The record is from the annotation of a GenBank genome assembly. NCBI's taxonomy places the organism in Eukaryota, Fungi, Glomeromycota, Glomeromycetes, Diversisporales, Acaulosporaceae.